This is a messenger RNA of Plenodomus lingam JN3, 5010 nucleotides long. RefSeq lists its product as uncharacterized. Gene Ontology annotation, cellular component: nucleus. Lineage: Eukaryota; Fungi; Ascomycota; Dothideomycetes; Pleosporales; Leptosphaeriaceae. Gene Ontology annotation, molecular function: transcription factor binding. Gene Ontology annotation, biological process: positive regulation of transcription by RNA polymerase II. The record is from RefSeq and is a predicted model, not a curated record.
AUGUCUACCGGCAUGGGCCGACACCGAACCAAUUCCGCCAAAAGCAAUUCAGUCCGCUCUACAGACGUCAAACUCACCAAGCCGCCUACCCCGGGACAAGAUGAAUUCGCCUUUGAGCCCUGUGCCGCCACCGGCUCCUUCCUGCUGUACGCCCAACGCAAUGAGAUUCUAUGCCUCCACCACGACACAUUGGCCAUUGAACGACGCUUCACCAGACACCGCGAAGAUGUUUCCUGGAUCUCCGUCGACACCACGAGCGAAAGGGGAGCCGGCCGUCUGGUAGUCUCGUAUGAUGCAGGAUCGACUGCCAUUGUCUGGGACUUGCUCACCGGCGAUGAGGUCGCUCGCUUUGCCUCGUAUGAGCAGAUCAGAGUGGCCGCCUGGAUGCGCAAUGGCAAUGUGGCUUUUGGAAAUGCACAAGGCAACGUCAUUCUGUUUGAGCCUUCGACUUCCGAGCACCUCUCUGCUCGCACCAUUUUUGAUCCCAUUACCGCCUUGGCCCCCGCGACGGACUGCAGGACCUUCGCGAUUGGGUACCUCAACGGCUCCAUCUUGAUUGCCACCCUCCAGCCAUCCUUUACCAUCCUGCACACGCUCACGACACCGAGAGCCCCCUCCCCCCUCGCCGGACUAGCCUGGCAUGGCUCCUCGUCCAAGCAAAAGUCGGAGAUGCUAGCCGCCCAAACGGCAGAUGGAGACCUGAGAGUUUGGAGUGUUCCCAAGGCUGCACACGGUGGCGAUGCGCCGUGUGUGAUUCGUGUCCUGAACCAGAAAGAGCAAAGAGAACCGGGUCCAUGCUGGUUCGCGUGGUCCAAAAAUGGCCGUAUCGUACAAUAUUCCGAAGGGCAAACCUGCGCUUGGGACGUACGCACCAAGAGAGUUUCAUACGAGUCGGUUCCAACAGCGGAUGGCAUAGCUGCCAUUUGCAACUAUGGCCCUACCGCCACCCUUUUCACCAUUGGCCGCAACUCGAGCAUACGACAAUACGACUUGAACCCGAGUAAUGGUCCAGCGACCAUGGUAGCGAGCGCCCAACAUGCUCCUGCAAACACUCCCCCUUCGCCACCAAGCUCGUUGGAUGAGCAAAGGCAGCAGAUGGAAACGCCGCUGACCGCGCUACCCUCGAGAACAGCGCCGCAUUUACCUUCUGAUUCCGAUAUGAGUGACAGCGAGGCAGCGGUAAUGUCGCCUUUGCAAAAGAUUGCCCAAGAGAUGGAUCAAUUAGAAGAAGAGCGACGCGACAGAGUUGGUCCUUUGAGUCCCGUAUCGAGUAGGGGCUCUCAAAGUUCGAGAUCAUCGGGAAGCGGUCGUGCGCCCCGCUAUCGGUACGACAAGCCCUCGUACGGCUCCGUGCGAUCAUCCAAGAGCUCGGGAGGGAGUAGAACGGUCUUCUCAUCAGGCACCUCUUCGUUAGGAGGUACUUCGGCACGUGAAAGCAUCUCCAUUCGGUCACUUUCGUCGGCCACAUCGUCAAGACAUGUUUCACAAGCAGUGCCUUUGCGCAGAGAAGCCACCGGAAGGGUAGAGGAACCACGAAACGAUCAACCCAUGGAUCUCUUUCCCUUCACCAAAGCAAGACUGAGCGAUGUGCCAUUUCGGCCGACGGAUCUUGGGCCAGAAAGAACUCCAGAUGACCUCCGGCUGAACAUGCUCAAGGUCGUGUUCGGUUGGGACAAUGAUAUUGAAGAACUCAUUCGAGACGAACUUGCGCGCCACAAGUCUGGAGCUGCCGCAGCAGUGCUGUUAUCCAAAUGGCUCGGUGAGUCUGGGGCUGACCUACUGACCUCCAUGGUCGGCUCAGAGUCAAUGACAGCCUCCGACUGGAUGCUCUUGGCUUUGUGCAAUGUGGGCCAGAGCACACAGAAAAAGGUGGGCGAGACGUUUGUUCAGCGUCUUCUGGAAAAGGGCGAUGUUCAUCCGGCUGUCGCCAUUCUCCUGGGCCUUGGGGAGCACAAUGAUGCAAUCGAGGUCUAUGUUUCGCGCAAAUACUACAUGGAGGCCAUUCUUCUGACCUGUCUCACCGUCCCUACUGACUGGCAGAGACAAUCGUUCUUGGUCAGAAAGUGGGGAGAGUACUCGGUCACCCACGGCAAAGCUGAAUUGGCUGUCCGUUGCUUCUCCUGCAUGGGCCUCGAGACUACCGAACCAUGGUUCUCACCUCGGGCCCAAGAUGCUGUCUUUUCCGCCCAAAAGCAGGCUCUCCUUGGCUCGCAGCUUAGUCCACCGCUAUCACCACCCAGUAUUGGCAGUAGCAGGGUCGCAGCCAGAAUGGCUUCGCUCAAGCUGGUAACCGAUUUUACGCGAGGACCCCAGCCCAGGCAAAUCAUGCGUGACGAUGAAGAGAAAACACCCAUGAAUGCUGGCGUCACUCCCAUUGCAGAGUCGGCCAUUAGUCCGGCUGUUGGCAGCCGCGCCUGGCUCGGGCAGCGAGGCCCUCGAGACGCCUCAAGAGAGCCGUCUUCUGCAAGGACUGCCACACCUGGUGCCUACACUCGGAAACGAUAUCCCUCUCAAUCUGAUACUGGCCGAUCGACAACAAACAAUCAAGCCUUGGCUUCGCUGGCCAUCCCCGACCGUGGACAACGUGGCGAAUCGCAUCCACGUACAGCCAUUGAUGAUGUUGGUCGUGAGGCCGAGACCCUUCCCUUCUCCACACGUCGAGCCACAAGUGGAUCCAAAGACAUUGUCUUGUCCGCCACAACGUUCAAUCCUAAUCAGUCGGAAGGGCAUCUGCCUUCCCCUGCCGUCGGCGUUUUCGAGAACCUACAGGAGAAACGAAGUCUAUCGCGCACCAGUUCUCGAAGUCGCAAUCGUCAGGAGCUCCAUUUGAACGUCCAAGACACAGUGGUGGACCAUGGAUUGGGGAGUGCGUACAGUAAUAAAUUAACUCCGCCGUUGACAGGGCAAAGCAUCAAGAGUGCAAAGGCACGCAGCAUCGACCAGUACAUUAGCAGUCUUGACGAGGCCAACCAUUAUUCACAAAAUCGGACCAGCUCACGGAACGAAGAGAGACCAGCCUCACGCACAGCACGUACCCGUAGUCGCACUCGCGAGGAAUCUCAAGGCCGGGGACGCUCUGGUAUCCGGUACAUUCGCCCCGCAAAGCGAUCCCCGUCGUCCCCGGUCCCCAUGUCUCCAGAAGACGCCGGCCUCUACUCUAACAAUAAUAAAGAGACUGGAACCAACACGGAGCCGUUUGACGAUGAGAGGUUCUAUAAGAUGAGCGUUGUGUCACCAGUUGCCACUGAGUCUGUUGCGAGCACUCGCACUACGCGUAGCAGAGCCCGCCACGGCGUCAGCAAGACAAGAUCUUCAUCCAAGGCACCUCGCCGUACAGAGUCUCCAGAUGGCACUGCAAGAGCUCGCAGCAAGGGUGCCAGUCGCGCCUCCAGUCGUCGUCCAGCGGAUGAUCGUGGGCGCAGUGCUCAGCGUGGCGACAACUCCCCUCGCUCGCCCCAGCCGAUGCACCGUGAUGGAGAUGCUGUUGUCGACCUUGAACCAAUCCGCCAUCGCCAUCGCAGCCGUAGUCGCCGACCAACAGAUAUUACCAUAGCCGCUCGUCGUGAAGCCUCCCCAGACCGCCAAACAGCCCGUGAACGCUCCGCGAGUCGAAGGCCUACUCCAGCCCUGCGAGCUUCCAGCCGGACGCGUGGAAACGCUCGAGACUGGUCGCCCGACUCUGUGACCUCUGGUCGGUCGGGCGCAUCACAUCUGCGCCCAACGACCAUGACGAGACGGGCACUGGCAGCGAAAGAGCUCGAGGACCGAAGACUGUCCCUUGCGAGACGGCCUUCAGCGCCUUUGAUCCCUCAUCCGGGUGAGCUCGCUUUCCGUCCUGUUUCGCACGAACGAUCCAACACCGAAGACAUGCUCAACACACUUACCAUGUACCGGGACCCGAUCCAGCGGAGUCAAACCGCAGAUCCGGAGAUUAGCAAGAGAUAUUCACCCACCAAUCGCUCCAAUAUUGCUGGAACUUCGACGACCUCGGUACCAAUCGGCCUGCCAGCGAACCCACGCGCGAUGCGUCAUCCACGUUACAUGACUGCCGACCCUAAUCCAGAAGAUGAGAUUCCAGCAGUUCCAACCAUACCCGACAAUAUACAGAAUAUGCGAGAACCACAGAAAACACCCGAGGAUGAUAUUGGACCUUUACUUCCAGCUACUACCUUUGGUCAGCCUAUUGCGCCUCCUCGCUCCAUGUCGGCGCCACCACAGGAUCUGUUGCCGUCUUCGAACUUCGGACAAUCGCAGACGUACCCAAGCGUAGGCCGUCCACCCUCUUUGAACAAUGGACGGGGUCAUGUGCGGCAGAAUACGUCACCAGAAGUACUCCCCCAAACCAACUACAAACGCAUCAGUCCUCCACCUUUUACGGCCAGUAUCGACGAGACUAUACAUGAGAGCCAGGUCGUCAUCAUCGAGCAAGAUGACAAUACACCUCCUCUGCUUUCGCAACUGCAGCACCUGGCAACUCCACCCCCUCCACCUCCACCUCCGCUCAACCUUAGCGUCAACACUGCCAUGAACGGUAUGGCCACGAUCAACAUUGCCAUCGAGGGAAGCCCAGAGGAGAAGCCCUUGGAGUCCUCUCCUACUACCAAUACCAAUUCUCCGCACGCGCACCGCCGCGGCAGAGGCAGUGUGAGCGAGAAUCUGGGUAUGACCUUCAAACGCGUCACCGAACGCAUGCGAAGCACGAGUCGUGGCCCCACGCGCGCAAAGUCUCCCCCUGUCACACGCGCAGACCGAUCGCCGUACGAGAGCGUGCCAGAGUUUACCUAUCCCCGCAAUGUCAAUACUCGUUCGCCACCCGCGGAUAGCGGAAAUCCCGAGUCGUACUUUAAUCAGAUGCCGCCGCCUCCGCCUCCUCCACCCCAGCCCAUGGAGCAGGUGAUUCCUCCCUCGGAUACUUUCUACAAGCAUCCAAAGGAAGUGCGUGCCAAUAUGCCCCCAAACUACUUGCAACAGGGUGUGUAUCAGUCUACUGGCGAAACUCCCAUGAUCUAG